Molecule: messenger RNA, 1375 nt
Organism: Rhinichthys klamathensis goyatoka
Lineage: Eukaryota; Metazoa; Chordata; Actinopteri; Cypriniformes; Leuciscidae
Exons: 5
Coding region: 188-1045 (285 amino acids)
Source: RefSeq, a predicted model, not a curated record
AGGUGGUGGGCGUGGCGACCAUAGGUGAUUCAUCUCAGCUUAAACGCGCGACAAUCGAGGUCGAUCCACUAAAAAAAUAAAAUAAUUUGGCACAGUCGAUGAGCCACUGGCACGAGCUACGAACCACAUUUCGACAACAAGUAAAUUUACCAGUUCCAGUGAGUGUGGAGCAGUUCUCAACGCACACAUGAGCUCAGUUUUCAGAGACUGUUUGGAGUUGUGGAGGAUAAUGCGUUUCAAUACUGUCGUAAUCUUGUGUUUACUAGCCGGUGUGUUUGGUGCACAGACGGAUAACACUGAAACAGUGUCAGUAAUGGUGGGAGAUUCAGUCACUCUGCACACAGAUAUUGGAGAAAUUAAGAGAAAUGAUGACAUUGUGUGGAAGUUUGGACCGGACAGUCCAGACACCCUGAUAGCUGAAAUCAUCAAAUGGUCCUACAUGUUCUACAUAUAUGAGAGUCAACAGGUGCCAUUUAAAGACAGACUGCAACUGGAUUAUCAGACCGGGUCUCUGACCAUUAAGAAAACUAGAUCUGAACACUCCGGAGUUUAUAAAUUAACUAUCGUCAACGGCAGAAAGACUUCCAUCAGGAGAUUCAGUGUUAAAGUCUACGCUCCUCUGCCCGUUCCCAUGAUCAGCAGUGCCUCUCAGAACUCCACGGCGUCGGAACGAUCCUCAGGUCCAGCAUGUGUCUUGACGUGUUCUGUGAAGAAUGCGACACGGGCGACUCUUUCCCUGUACAGAGGCAAUGAUUUAGUGUCCAGCGUCAGUGGCUCUGACCUCAGCAACACACUGUCUAUACCUCUGGAAAUGGAGGAUCUGGAUGAAAACACCUACAGCUGUGUGGUGAACAACCCCUUCAGCAACCAGACGGCACUGCUUAACGCUUCAGAUCUCUGCCAGCCGCCUUCAGACUUCAACUCGUUGUUCUACUGUCUGGUGCUCCUGCUGCUGAUUCCUGUAGUUCUCACAGUGACUGUUGUGAUAGUGUGUGUCUGUAGGAAACGUAGGAAAGCAGAACAAGAGACUGAUGAAACUUGCUGAAGAGAACUGUGAGGAUGAAAUGCAGAAUGUGUGGAAAGAUGUGAUGGAGAGACUGUAUUAUUGCACACACUGAAGCUCUCUGGUUAGUGUGAUGUCUAUUAUGUCAACAUAUAAGAUGGAGUCCGUUCAUGUGUGUUUUGUCACCAUCACUCAGAAUGUCCGUCCAGACAUGAUGAACUGGUGGUCUGAUGCCGACUGACUGUUUUUUAAAAAUCCUUCAGUUGAUCUUAACAAAUGUGCUUUCAAUGCCACUCGUUGAAGAAUUAUAGCAGUGUGAUUUGUUAUAUUUCAAUUUUGUGAUGAGAAACUUGAAGAUGUUUUAAUCCUCAU